GCAUUUGUGGCUGGUAGAGGGCCUGAAAAUCCUCCAAGGCCUUCACCCAGGCAAUACCCACUGGGCUAUGGUGGAAGGCAGAUCCCCCGGCCACGCACAGGUCAACCACGAAGGCUGUCCCAACAGGUCAUGAAGCUGCAGCAGGACAUGUUCAUGCUCAUGCGCAGCGAAAAAUUCAAGGAGGGGGUUGAACUUUUUGAGGCCUUUGUGAACGAAGGAUUCAAGGCAGGGGCAGAGAUGAACCUUCCAAAGGGCCAAGUCCCAAACAACAGGCUGCCGGGGACCUUUCAGUUUCUGCAGUACAUUCAAUGCCUACAACGGACCCAACGUUUUGCCGCAACUUCCAUAGAGCAUGCCCUCACUUUGAUGAAGCAGCUCAGAGUGAUGCCAGACGCACGGCACUACAUGGAGUACCUGACAGGCCUCAGGAAGUUGGGCAUGCACAGGAAAGCUGCAGCAGUAAUCGAAACAGAGAUGCUCAAAAAUUCUGUCGUCCCCAGCAUUUCCUGCUAUGAGCAGGUCAUCUUUGCAUGUUUGACUGCCAGGGACAUCGAACGGUCGUCCAGGUUGCUCGACGCGGCAUUCAAAGGGGGUUCCCGUUGGAAGAUCAAAGACCAGAACCGCGCACAGAGCCUUUACACGAGAGUGGUGUCAUUCGUAUCAUCACUGAAAAGGAUAGCGAACGCGAUGGAGUUUAUGAGGCAAAUGAUGGAUCUCCAGCUCAAGAUACCGAUCCAUCUGUAUGUCGAUGUCAUUAUGAAUGCAGCAGAGGUCAACGAUUUUGCUGUUGUGGAGCAGCUGCUGACAGAAUUAUCCCACAAACGAACAUAUGUCGUUUGGGAGGGGAAGCCAGUGAGAAUACCAGUAAGGGUGGAUGAGGGCGUGUUGUUGCAGGCACUCAACUGUGGUGCACGCAUGGGCCAACCUAUGCUUGCAGAUCUGGCUUGGGACAUGCUGCAGACAUCGCUCAAAUGCCCCCUUUAUCAUGAUAUUGCUGCUCCUACAAUCAAAAACCAUGAGGAUGACAUGACUGAUCAAGAGAGCCUGAAGAUCGACAGCAAAAGUGCAACUGGUGUGAGGACUGAUGGUGAAGAGGGUGGGGAGAGCGAUGAUGUGCAAGAGGAAGAUGAUGGGCGUGAUGACGAGCAAGAGGGAGACGAUGGGCUCGAAGUGGUGGACAUCAGGCACACUGUGCCUGGCUCACAACAACACCUGGAUGACUGGCAGGACAUCUUUUCUGGGAUGCUUUUAGAUCACCCUCCCCUCAUCGCAAGCUUCCACGCCUACAUCGAAGCACAAGCAAAGGCUGGCAACAUUGAAAAAGCAUUUGUGGCCAUCAGGCGCCUGGAAGAGUGCCACCCUGCCAACACAGAGGCCCUGUCUCCAGCACAGGGGCUCUGCAUGGUGGCAGAUGAAUUGGCCAAAGAUUCAAGUGUUAUUGAUCAAGCUCGCUCUGUGCUUGAGAAAUGGAAGGAAUCGGGAGAGAAGCUCACGGUGGCCAUGAUGGAUGCCAUUGUUGCAGCAUGCUCCCGCAUGUCAGAUGCCAACAGCGCCUUUAAGUCGUUUGAAGCCUAUGAAUCUCUUGGCCUCAAGCACAGGACCGAAUCGUACAACUCGUUGAUGGAGGUCUGCGCCAGGCAGCGCCAGGUGGAUGUUAUCAUGAAGCUGCUGCAAGAAAUGGCAAAUGAAGAUGUGCAGCCAAAUGUGGACACAUACACGCAGAUCAUCGAAGGGUACAUCAGCAAUGGAGACACGAUCGGCAUUGCCAACACUCUGACAAUCACCCGAAACGAAGGCUUUGCUCCCACCCUUCGGGUGCUGGAGAAGGCCAUGGCGUGCGCCGAGAGGCAGAAAGACCCUGACCUGCAGCAGCUCAUUCGGAAGGAACUCAUGGCGGCAGGGCACCGCUUUGGCAUCCAGCAGAGGCCCUUUCCCUUCAGGGGAAGGGGGGGCAGGCAGGGAGGGCGGAGGGGGGGUGGCAGGGGCCGAUAUGGGGCCAGUCUUGAGAGCACUGGGACAGAUGCCAGUGAAGAUGGAGAGGACUCCCCAAGCACCUCUGCCCCAGGUGUCACGCAUUUGUCAUCUGCCGACGGUGGAGAAUCGGAGCGCAUGGCACAAUUUGGUGGCAAAGGCAGGGCGCGAUUUCGGGGUGGAUAUCGAGGGGGUAGAGGCAGCUAUCGGGGCGGCUACCAAGGUGGGGAGAGGGGUUUCACACCUCGCAAGAUUCAACUCGGCUACUCUGAGACUGACAUGGCUGGGACAGGCUACAUGGAUUCAGGAGUGGACAGUGCAGUGUCUCCUGCCAAUGCUUCGAUGGGGCAAGAAGAACUGCAGCUUGGGAUUGCAGCGGCAGAGACCCCUGUUCCAGCGCCAAAUGUGGAGCAACCUGUUCCAGAAUUGCAAGUGGAGAGAUCUGCUCCAGGAGCGGAUGUGGAGAGCCCUAUCCAAGAGUCAGAUUUGGCGAGCCCUCCAGCAGAGUCGGAUGUGGCACAGGCAGGCCCUGGAACUGGGGCUCCUGUGUGA
Molecule: messenger RNA, 2523 nt
Organism: Ostreobium quekettii
Lineage: Eukaryota; Viridiplantae; Chlorophyta; Ulvophyceae; Bryopsidales; Ostreobiaceae
Source: the annotation of a GenBank genome assembly